GAGAAAAGAACCAAUCCAAAAGCCACACCCUAAACUCUCUCUCUCUCUCUCUCUCGCUCGCUCGCUCGCUCUAAUUUGUCUGUUCAAGUUCUUCUAUGGUGGGAACUAACCCUAAUUCAAUUCUCACCCGCGCUUGGUGGGACACAACCCUAACCCUAAUUCACUGUCCUAGCAUUCUCUGAUGGCCUCCAUGGUCUCGGAAAAGCUUUCGGUUAACAGAGAAACCGCGAGAAACCUCACCACCGCCACGACGAGGGCCAUGCCCACCGAGCUCGCGACCCAGAAGCCGCCGCUCACGAUUCUCGACCGGUUCAGCGCUCUGCUGAAGCAGCGCGGCAAGAUUAGGGUUUCGGCCGGAGAUGACGCCGCUUCGCUGCCAAGCGCUGAAGAAGUCGUUCAGAUUUACGAGCUGUUGUUGUCGGAGUUAACAUUCAACUCAAAACCCAUCAUCACGGAUCUCACCAUAAUCGCUGGCGAGCAGAGGGAGCACGGCAAGGGCAUCGCCGACGCGAUUUGCGCAAGGAUUAUUGAGGUCCCGGUCGAGCAAAAACUUCCUUCUUUAUAUCUUUUAGACAGUAUCGUCAAGAAUAUUGGCCGUGAAUAUGUUAGUUACUUCGCAUCCCGUCUGCCUGAGGUUUUCUGUGAGGCAUACAUGCAAGUUCCCCCUAAUCAGUAUACUGCCAUGCGCCACCUCUUUGGCACCUGGUCAGCAGUGUUUCCACCUUCGGUUCUUCGUAAGAUUGAGGCGCAACUGCAAUUUUCUCCUUCAGUAAACCGUCAAUCAACUGGUUUGACUCCCUUGAGGGAUUCUGAAUCUCCUCGACCAACCCAUGGCAUACAUGUUAAUCCAAAGUAUCUGCGUCAGUUGGAACAUUCAACUGUGGAUAGUAAUAUUCAGGAAGUUAAAGGAACGUCAGCUUUAACAAUGUAUGGUAAAAAAUCAGCCAUUGGAUAUGAUGAGUUUGAUUCUGGUCAUGCAGAGGUUGGAUCCUCCCAAGUUGGAGCCCAAAGAUUGAGCUCAACAGGAAAUGCAGGUCAUGCACCUUUUGCCUUUGGGGCUAGUAAGGUACAUCCACUUUCAACUGCCAGACUUGCAAGGUCCUCUUCCCCUUCAAGAACUGGGCCUGAUAGGUCUUUACCGUUGGGCGUUGAAGAAUUUGCAGCAGACCAUUCUCCUAGAAGGUUUGUUGAUAGGGGCUCUCCAUCUCAUCCUGUUUUUGAGUAUGGACUUGGUAAAGCAACUGGUAGAGAUGAGAAAAUGGGUGGCUGGAAGAAAAAAAACUAUUCGGAUAAUAGUAAGAACUGCUUUGAAACUACUACAGUAUUAAGCCUUAGUAAUGGACAUGAGCACCAAAGACCAAGGGCAUUGAUUGAUGCAUAUGGAAAUGACACAGGGAAGAGAUCUUUUAAUGAUAAGCCUCUGCAUGGUCAACGCCUGGACAUAAAUGGUAUGGACAACAAGGUUGCUCCACCAUCAUGGCAGAAUACUGAAGAGGAAGAGUUUGAUUGGGAAGAUAUGAGUCCCACUUUAGUAGACCGUGAUAGGAGUACUGAUUUCUUGUCAUCAUAUGUUCCACCUCUUGGAAGCUUUAGGGCAAGGCCUGCCUUUGGAGUACAGAAUGCUUCCUCUUUGGAGCCUGAUAACAGGAUCAGUUGGUCUAGUCAGGCUCAGCUCCCUGCAGUGGAUGAUUCUUCUAUAAUUGCUGAAGAUGCAGCCCCCUUACCAAGUUUUGGCCGUGUAUCAACGGGGAAGAUAUCUGGAUUCAGAGCUGAGGGAAAUCAGAUUCUGGAUUCUCGCUAUCCUCAGGAGGCCUGGAAUAUACCUCCCCAUCUCAACAAAGGAAGAGGAAGGAGUUUCCGUAUGCCCUUAUUGGCAAGUGGUAUAUCUUCAUCAGAUGGUGGCAAAAUGUCUCCUCUUAUUGAUAAGCUUCCUGAUGCUGACCCACAACUUUACGGACCCCCAUAUGUUGGGGUAAGGCCUGCUCUAAAUGUGCAGAACUCUCGCCCAUCACCUCUGCAGCCUAGUUUUUCACAGCAGAAACAGAGGGGCCGCCAAUUUGAGUCAAUAAAUGCUAGUAAUAAUGUCAAUAAUCUUGAUUCAAAUGGGUCUUUAUAUGUGCCUGAGCAGCAGUUGGAUAAUUUUGGCAAUAAGCAGCUGAGUUAUACAAAGAUGCCACAAUUGCCUAAUCAGCGUGCAGGACUAAUUCCUCUGAAUCAUCGAAACCAGGUGCAAGUAACACAUUCGCAACCACAAUUUCCACCUCAGGAGGCACAUCCAUCUUUAGCUGCUGUGGUGCAACCAAAUUUAGUGGCACCACCUUUGAGUCAUGGAUACAUUCCACAAGGGCAUGGUGCCACUAUUAGUACAGUUCUGUCAAAUCGUGUACCUGGUGUACAGCAGAUGUUACCUAUUCAUAGUAUCGCUAACAGCUCUUUACAUUUACAGGGGGGAGCCUUGCCACCGCUACCAAAAGGUCCCCCUCCUACUUCAUCACAAAUGAUACCUCUCACACAUAAUGCAGUUCCAGUUGUCUCUAAUCAACAAACAAGCAGUGCAUUUUCUGGGUUGAUUGGUUCUCUCAUGGCUCAGGGUUUGAUCUCGUUGACCAAACAGACCCCUGUACAGGAUUCUGUGGGAGUUGAGUUUAAUGCGGACCUUCUUAAGGUGCGUCAUGAGUCUGCAAUAAGUGCCCUAUAUGCUGAUCUCCCAAGACAGUGCACAACCUGUGGCCUCCGGUUCAAAUCCAAAGAGGAGCACAGUAGUCAUAUGGAUUGGCAUGUAACCAAGAAUCGUAUGUCUAAGAACCGUAAGCAGAAGCCUUCGCGUAAAUGGUUUGUAAGUGAGAGUAUGUGGCUCAGUGGUGCAGAGGCAUUAGGAACUGAAGCAGUUCCUGGGUUUUUGCCUACUGAGACCAUUGUAGAAAAGAAGGAUGAUGAAGAAAUGGCUGUGCCUGCUGAUGAGGAUCAGAAUGCAUGUGCAUUAUGUGGAGAGCCUUUUGAUGAUUUUUACAGUGAUGAGACGGAGGAGUGGAUGUAUAAGGGGGCAGUCUACUUAAAUGCACCCAGCGGCUCAACAGCUGGCAUGGAUAGGUCUCAGUUAGGUCCUAUAGUGCAUGCUAAGUGCCGGUCAGAAUCUAGCGUGGUUUCACCUGAAGAUUUUAGACAAGACGAAAGGGGAAUUACUGACGAGGAUAGUCAAAGAAAACGUACGCGGCUUAGUUAGAUCAACUUCUAUGUUGUGUGUAACUUACAGUGAUUUUCUUCAUGUUAACAGUAUGCUCUUAACUCACUUUUACAGUAGAGUUGGAGCUUGCAGUACCUUGGCUUGAUGCCAGAAUAUUGUACAUGUAUAGUUGGACUUGUACCAAGCAACAUUGUCUUGCAGCAGAGGUUACAAAUUCUCUCGAAUUAUUACC
This is a messenger RNA of Alnus glutinosa, 3416 nucleotides long. Its product is annotated as polyadenylation and cleavage factor homolog 4. The transcript has 7 exons. NCBI's taxonomy places the organism in Eukaryota, Viridiplantae, Streptophyta, Magnoliopsida, Fagales, Betulaceae. Gene Ontology annotation, cellular component: mRNA cleavage factor complex; cytoplasm. Gene Ontology annotation, molecular function: mRNA binding; RNA polymerase II complex binding. Bases 182 to 3223 code for a protein of 1013 amino acids. Gene Ontology annotation, biological process: termination of RNA polymerase II transcription. The record is from RefSeq and is a predicted model, not a curated record.